CGAAGCGAGCGUGAACGUCGUGGUGCUUGUCGGACGUUGGAACGGUACGCAGGAUUCGCCUCCGCCUAGUGCUUGCUGCAGAGAACGAGCGUGUGGGUGUGUGCAGGCGUGCGAGAGCACACUCUGAUAUCGAGUACGGGAAAAAAGUGCGGUGCAGAGAGGUGAGAAAGAGUGAGAGAGCGAGUGAGUGUGUGAGUGAGAGUAAGCACACUACAGUGAGAGGAGCUUGUGAGAGGAAAAUCGUCGUGAGAGUGAUUAAGUACACCGAAAAAAAAACGAAAAAAAGGAAAAGCAUCCGAUCACCGAUCGAAGGAGCGAAAGAGAAUCCGCGCUCAAAACCUCAGGUCCUGGCUGGAAAAGCCACGCGGAAGAGUGCUCGAAAGUUUGUGUGUGUGUAAGUGAGAGAGAGAGAAAGAAAGAGAGAGAGAAAGAGAGCGCUUGCUCGCUCGGAAAAACCCCGCGAGAGAGUGACGCUCCCCGUUGGGGCUCGAUUUUGGUCGGUGCGUUUGUUCGCGCUUUUCCGAAUCGAUUCCCGGUGGUUUUCCCGCAGCAAGCCAGCAGCUGCAGUGUGCGGCAAGCGUGGACGCAGAUUCCCUGGCACGGCUGGAGAAGGUUAUCAGCACCCCGGAAAGUGAUCGGAAUAAGUCGAAAACGAAAACAAAGAGAAAAAAACACACUCCCAACAAACAAAGUGCCCCAAACGUCAGUGCGUGAAAGCGUGAAAAUCUCCGUGGAAAUCACUCUGACACACGCGUUUUUCUCCGCCGCCGUGGUUGUGGUUAUAUUUUCUUUCGGCGUGGUGAAGUGCGGUAACACGGAACACGAAAUAUUCGAAGCCCUAGCCGUGGGUCACCCUUUCGGAGCUCUUCCACGUACUCGCGCUGGUCGGAGAUUCACGGAUUAGCAGCAGAUUGUGGCAGCAAUUUCUGCAAUCACUAUAACGUAUGGUGUAAAACUUCGUUACAACCGGCAGAAAAAUCACUCGUUCUUCCAUCACAAGCCCAACCGGCCACCAUCCAGCUUAAACCCACCGCACUUCGCUCGAACCCUCGGACGAUGAGCCGACAGAACUGAGGGUUGGCGUUGAAAUAGAUGAGCAACCAGCACCACCGUCCGGCGAACGCGCACCAAACCACGCACGGCGACGAAGAAGCCGACGGUUCGAGCUAGUACGCAUUGCCCUUCGCCGACGCCACGUCAUGACCGGAUGUGAGGUAGUAACCCCGGAUCCGGUGACGCAGUGAUGCGGCGAGGGUGCGAUGCUUAUCUCGCCCGUCUCUGUUUCAGGAGUUACGAUGCAUGGGCUGAGUCACCUGCAAACCGGCUCAACCCUGGAGGCGCUCACGCAGGCCACGAUCAUCCUCAUCCUAGCGGUCGCCAUCGUCAUCUCGAACCUCAUCGUAGUAGCCACAUAUCUUAACUUUAAGGGUCCCCAUGAGGUCAUAAACUACUAUCUACUAUCCCUGGCGGUGGCCGAUCUGCUGUGCGGUCUGUUCAUCGUCUCACUCUCGGUGUAUCCAGCGUUCAGUGGAGAAUGGAUCUACGGCGACGUCGUGUGCCGAUUCGUCGGCUACCUCGAGGUAACGCUCUGGUCCAUCUCCGUCUACACGUUCAUGUGGAUCUCGGUCGAUCGCUACCUGGCGGUGCGGAAGCCACUGCGCUACGAAACGAUCCAAACCAAAACCAGAUGCCAAUGCUGGAUGGCGUUCACGUGGAUCUCGGCGGCCAUGCUCUGCUGUCCACCGCUGCUCGGCUACAACGAGGCCAACUACAGUAAAACCACCAACAUCUGUAUGCUCGAGUGGGGCAACAUGGCGGCCUACAGCGCAACGCUGGCAAUCCUGGUCCUGGGGCCGAGUGUCAUCUCGAUCGUCUACAACUACGGCUACAUCUUCACGAUGAUGCGCAAGGUGCGAUCGGGGGCACCGAUCCAUGAUAAGGAGUACGCCACGGCGCUCGCCGAGAACCUAGCGAACCCCAGUCACUGCAUGUCGUUCGCAUUGGUGUUUUCCUUCUGGAUCUCGUGGGCGCCGUACAUCGGGCUGCGCAUCUACGAGCUCGUGUCCGGCGACAUGAUCGACAAUCCGCUGCUGCUGUUCGGUGCCGUCUGGGUCGGCAUCCUCAACUCGUUCUGGAAGAUCAUCAUCAUGACGAGCAUGUCGCAGCAGUUCCGGCUGCUCGUCCGGUUGCUUUUCCUCACCAUCUGCUGCAAGACGAAGGGCCGCCUGCAGGCCGAGCUGAUCGGGCUCGAUCCGGACGACUAAGACGACGAUCUCGUUCUGGACGACUAAUCAAUGACGCGGUGUGGGAAGGGUGUGCCGUUGAUCCACGCGGCGAUCACCAUCGAACGAUCGUACAAUCAAGUUUACAAAAUGUUUGUGCUAUUACAGCGGCGUGGAAAUUGCAUGGGGUAAGACUCCACCACAGGCGUGUGCUGAGUUGAGGAAGUCUUAAGAACAACUCUAACGAAAGCUGUGCGAAGCUUCUCGUGCUAGGAUUUAGGCGCAAGUGCAGCCAAACUUAUAAGAAUAUACACUCUCCACGGGCACUUACCCGGUGUACAAACACACUUAAAGCAAGCGUUGUUUUACCCGGUUGUCCGUUUCACUUUGCGUAGACCUUAGGACGCGCUGUGCAGCUAACUGAGCAGUGUCCUCCCCAUUUGCUAGAGCUAGUAGACAAAGCGAAAAUGUGCAAACACAAAAAAAAACUCGAAAACCGACAAUUCAAUGUGCUCUGUGCGGUGUGCUGAUUGUGCUCGCUCUUCUCGCUCCGCAACAGCCUCAAGACAGCCGACAAAUUUCAAUUACAAUGCUACAAAAAACCGGGCUGUGGGAGAGAAACCAAGUGGGAGUCGGUGGAAAUCCGUUAGAGAAACUUAAAAACCAUGAACAAUCAUCAAUCUUGUCUCGUGCAGAAGCUUAACACGCUUGCGCUGGGUGUCCGGGGUGUUUUCGGGGGGUGUACUUGCGAGGAUCCCCUUCUCUGCGCUAGCUAAACUAACUAACCUUUCGAGUGAGACAUGCCGGCAAAAAAAAGGAAAGAAAUGAAAAAGGAUGCGUGGGAAAGCAGCAGUAAAACAAAAAUGGCAGGAGCAAAGAUGAACAUGAACAAUAGAUAAUGCGCGCGCUUGCAGGGCAAACCAAAUGUUUAACAAAACCAGUUUCAGGGCUCACCGUAGACAUAUUGAACGGGGUGGACGAAUGGUACCGACCGCCCUCCUGCCCUCGGUUAAUGGGAGAAAACAAAAUGGCCACCGGUAGGGUGGUGGCGUAGCGCGAAGCGGUACACUUAGAGUAUAACAUGCCAAAACAGGAAGCAAGAAAAAAACAUGUGUGAAAAUGAAACCAAAAAAAUGCAAAUAAACCCCCAGCAAUGGCUAUAGUAUAGUAGAGGGCUGGGUUGAGUUGGCUUCUCGCUAUCGCACUGGCCGAAAAACAGUUGGGGGUGGGCACGAGCGCAACAGCUUUUCGCACGCUCGCUAACGCACCACCUGACGUAAACGCAAUGGAAUGAAGUGAUGGCGAAAAACAAGCGGCACCGAUAGCGAAGCAAGCAAGCAAGGUUAUAUUUUGUAGAUUUUUAAACGAGUGAGAUUAAACAAGCAACAAACUGUAAGCUAAACGUAACCAACGUGCACCGGAACGCGUGGAAGCGACAGGCUCCGGUCCGGGCUCAACCGCGCGUGGAGACUGAAGCAAAACCACCACAAAUAGGCGACGAACUGCAGCUCCAGAAGUAACCGCCGGUUGGGGUGCGUGUUUAACCAUUAACCACAACAACAACAAAACACUAGGGUAAAACCAGAGAAGUACGACGUGUAGACGCGACUUACAGUAGGCAACACAAGGAGUUCAGUAACUCGGCAGGACGUUGCUUCAAUUAGAACAGAUUUAGUACUCGAUGUGCUGAUCGUAGAUGCAUCCACCGCGAAGGAGUGUUACCUUCGAAAAAAAAUUAAAGAAAAUAAAAUAAAAAAACGAUCUCAUCGUUAGAGCAGAUCCGUUAGCUCCGCAACCAUUUUGCUGCUGCU
Messenger RNA from Anopheles nili, 4033 nucleotides. RefSeq names its product G-protein coupled receptor 52 (gene DopEcR). NCBI's taxonomy places the organism in Eukaryota, Metazoa, Arthropoda, Insecta, Diptera, Culicidae. Bases 1260 to 2264 code for a protein of 334 amino acids. Gene Ontology annotation, biological process: G protein-coupled receptor signaling pathway. Gene Ontology annotation, molecular function: G protein-coupled receptor activity; peptide binding. The transcript has 5 exons. The record is from RefSeq and is a predicted model, not a curated record. Gene Ontology annotation, cellular component: membrane.